AUGAGUGAAACAUUAACCGAUGAAGAAAAAGCAUCAAUUGCACGACGUUUUAUUGCUCAUGCACCACCGGGCGAAUUCAAUGAAGUUUUUAAUGAUGUACGAACACUACUCAAUGAUGAUUCAUUAGUUCGACGAUCGGUUUCACAAGCAUUUGCUGAAUAUAAUCGAGAUCAAUAUAUUCCAACAAAGGUUCAAAAUUCAGAAUACAAAUGUCUUAUAACCGAUGUCAAUGAUUUAGGUGAUAGUCGAUUUUAUGAUCCACGUACAAGACAAAGUUUUAAAUUUGAUCAUUUACGUCGUGAAUCAUCGGAUUAUGAACAUUAUCAACUAGAUGAAAAAUCUGAAACAUGGCGUUUAGCAUGGGAAAAAGAACUUACAAAUUAUAUUAAAGAACGUUAUACAUAUGGUUCUUGUACAGUUAUCGGUGAAACUGAUGCCGAUACAAUUACAUUAACUGCUUUUAUUGAAAGUCAUAAAUAUGAACCGAAAAAUUUUUGGAAUGGACGUUGGCGAUCGAAUUGGUCAUUAACUUUUAGUAAAGGUCAACACACAUGCGAAUUAACUGGACUUAUCAAAGUUCAAGUGCAUUAUUUUGAAGAUGGUAAUGUUCAAUUAGUUAGUAGUAAAGAUAUUACAGAAAUAAUUCAACUUCAAGAUGAAACAAUGACAGCAAAAGAAAUCAUUCGAAUUAUACGUCAAGCAGAAGAUAAUUAUCAAAUAAAAACAAAAGAUAUUAUGGAAUCAUCAUUACUUAUUCAUUGGCUUAAUCAAUUAACUGAACCCGAUACUGAAAAAGUCAAACAAGCAACAAAACAAUUACAAAGUCUUUCAUUAACAAAUGAUUUUCUUCUUCAAUUAUUUCAUAUAUUUCGUUCUGAACAAAAUGAACAAAUACGUAUAUUAGCAUCUGUAUUACUUCGACGUAAAUUAUCAAAAUCAUCAUCAACAAUUUCAAAAGAUGUACAUGAAACAUUAAAACAUCUUUUACUUGAACAAAUACAAAUUGAAACAAGUCAACGUAUACGUAAAUCUUUAUUUGAAUUAAUUGGUACAAUAGCUAAACAAGAUUUACAACAUGAAAUAAUUGAAAAGAAAAAAAAAUCAAAAAAACAACAUAAAAUUGAAACAACCGGUUGGAAAGAAUAUCUUCAUUUAUGUGGUACACUUGUUCAAUCAACAGAUUUAAAAAAACUUGAAUUAGGCAUGUAUCUUUUUGCUACAUUAUCUACUUAUUGUGGUCGAUUUGUACUUGAACAUUGGCCACAUACAUUUAAUCUUAUAUCAACAAUGUUAAAAACACGACCAUCAACAAUUGUUUGUGAACAAGCUUUAAUUAUUUUAACAAAUCUUGUUAAAGUAUUUCAUCAAAAACAAUAUGUACAAACUAUUGUUGAUCUUGUGCCAAUUGCUAACGAAGCUAUACAAUAUCUUUUUGUUAAUAUUACGGCUGAAAAUACAACAAAUCUCUUGGAUUUUUAUGAAGCAUUACUUGAUUGUGAAGUACCAAAUGUUAUUGGAACGCAUCUUCAAAGUAUUAUUUCAACUUGUCUUCAAAUUGCUUUAAGAAAUGAUAAUACUGUUCUUGAAUCAGUACGUUAUAAUGCUUUAAGUAUAUUAGCUGAAAUUUGUCGACAAAAAAAGAAAGCAUUAUUAAAACAUCAACCAAUACUUCCACCAAUUAUUCAAGCAUUACUUCAAAUAAUUAGUUCAACAUCUAUUGAUACAAAUAGUAUUACUGAUGAUGAUGAUGAUGAACCUGUUGUUGUUGCUGGUGCUAAUCAUGUACUUGAAGCUAUGUCUUAUCAUUUAUCUCCAGAAAAAUUUGUACCAUUAGUGAUUUCACAAGUUGAACCGAUGUUAAAAAGUAAUGUUGCAAAUGAACGAAAAGCUGCUUAUUAUGUUCUUUCGGGUAUAAUUGAUGGUUGUUGUGAUUAUAUUAAUAACAAUUAUCUUGAACCAUAUAUGACAGCCCUUAAAAUUGGUCUACAAGAUGCAAGUUCAGAUGUAUCAAGUGCAGCUCUUUUAGCAUUAGGUGAAACAUGUGCUGUAUUAGAAGGUGAAAUUUCAAAAUAUUCAGUAGAAAUUUUACCUAUUCUAAUGGAACUUAUGGUUAAACCAGAAAAUAUGCAAGAUCAUAAUCUUAAAGUUAUACGAAUUUAUUAUGCUGUUGAAGAACUUAUUGGAGUUUUGAACGAUGAACAUAAAGGUUCAAUUCCUGAUGUACUUCGAGUUCUAUUUCAUGUACAUGCUUCAACAACAAAUACAAAAGUUCGGGAAUUAGUAUUGGCAGUUUAUCCAGCUAUUGCUAUCGUUAUGAAAGAUAAAUUUGCUCCAUAUCUUGAUCCCGUUAUAACUCAACUUUCACCUAAUCUAAGUCAAAAACCAAAUAUAGAAACAUUACCAGUGUUUUGCACAUCACUUCAUACACUUGCUUCACUUUGUCGUGCUGUUGGAACUGAUCAUUGUAAAGCAAUAUUGUUACAAGCAUUAGAUUUUUCACUUAAUUUAUACAAUGAAAUUGAUGAACCUGAAUUUCGUUCAGCUAUAUUUGCUCUUGGUGGAGCAACUAGUCGAGUAUUGAAAAAUGAAUUUAGUACGGCUCAUAUAAGUAAAAUUAUGGAAUAUAUAUUUCAAUCUCUUCGAUCACUUGAUUGGAUUGAAGAUGCUGCAGCAACUGAAAAUCGUAAAUUAGAAUGGGUUGAUGAAGAAGAUAUUGAUAGUACAUCAAAUGCAAUUCAUGAUCAACAUGAAGUAAAAGUUGAAGAAGAAGAAGAAGAUAAAGAUGAUGAAGAUGAUGAUGAUGAUGAUGAUGAACUUGCAGAUGAAGGAAUGACUCUUGAAAAUGCUCAUAUCGAAGAAAAAGCAGCUGCAACAGAAGCAUUGGGUGAUAUUGUUGAAAAUUGCAUGUAA
Molecule: messenger RNA, 2910 nt
Organism: Rotaria sp. Silwood2
Lineage: Eukaryota; Metazoa; Rotifera; Eurotatoria; Philodinida; Philodinidae
Source: the annotation of a GenBank genome assembly